Messenger RNA from Botrytis byssoidea, 348 nucleotides. RefSeq lists its product as uncharacterized. The transcript has a single exon. Lineage: Eukaryota; Fungi; Ascomycota; Leotiomycetes; Helotiales; Sclerotiniaceae. Gene Ontology annotation, biological process: dephosphorylation. The record is from RefSeq and is a predicted model, not a curated record. The coding region runs from base 1 to 348 and encodes 115 amino acids. Gene Ontology annotation, molecular function: phosphoprotein phosphatase activity.
AUGUAUGGGGAGAGGAUUUUGGAAGGGUACAAAAUGGGAACUCGGAAAGUUUUCGAAAAGAUGGGAGGAACUGAGGGAGGAAAUACGUUGUUCCAUUGUACUGCAGGUAAAGAUCGUACAGUUGUUGUCGCCGCAUUGAUACUUGCUUUCUUUGGUGCCUCGGAGGAGGAAAUCGCGCUGGAUUAUGUAUUAACACGUAGUGGGACUGAAUCGCAUAGAGAAAGAUUGUUACAGGGGGUGUUGAAAUUGGUAGGAGAGAGAGGUUUGGAACAACCGGGACUAGAUGAUCUAUCUAGUGCAAAGGGGAAAAAUGUUAUCGCAUUUUUGAAUUGGAUGGAUGCGAAAUGA